AUGGGUGAACGACGUGGAUCUAUCAAAAUGAUGACCGCCGAGGAGGCUCGAAGCGCGCUCACUCCUCAACAGGUUGACGACUUCCAGUCGGCAUUUAACAUCUUCGACUCCGAUGGAGGAGGAGAAAUCUCCACCCGGGAAUUGCUCAAGGUUUUCAAGAUGCUUGGCUUUACUCCAACCAAAGAUGAACUUGACGAAAUCAUCGAAGUCGUUGACCAGGACGGCUCUGGCGAGAUCGACUUUGACGAGUUUCUCAUCAUGAUGGUUAUGCAGCUCAAGGAAGAAUCCAAAUCUCAGGACGAGACAGUUCUCAAGGACGCUUUCCGAAUUCUUGACAGUGACAAAGACUCCUACUUGUCUGUCGCCGAACUCGGAGUAGCUCUUGCUGGCGCAGCAUCUGAGGAAGAAAUCAAGGAGCUCUUCGAUGAUGCCAAUAAGAAGGGAGACGGCAAACUUGACAUGGAUGAGUUCCUCGCUGCCCUCCAAGCUAACGGCCAUUAA
This is a messenger RNA of Oikopleura dioica, 501 nucleotides long. The record is from the annotation of a GenBank genome assembly. Lineage: Eukaryota; Metazoa; Chordata; Appendicularia; Copelata; Oikopleuridae.